Bipolaris maydis ATCC 48331 is the source of this 2723-nucleotide messenger RNA. RefSeq lists its product as uncharacterized. Lineage: Eukaryota; Fungi; Ascomycota; Dothideomycetes; Pleosporales; Pleosporaceae. The record is from RefSeq and is a predicted model, not a curated record.
AUGGCGCGCAAGAAGAAAAGUGCACAGUCGGACGCGGCAACCAACGGGAGCGCUUCGUCGACACCGCCGCCCUCGGCUGCUCCGGCUGCUGCUACUGCUGCUGCUGGUGGAAGCACAGGGACGGCGAAGAAGGCGGGCAGCGAAGCCUCAACCUCUGCGCUCAUCAUCUGUCGCAACAAGCAUUGGCGCUACAUUUCUUCGUUCCAUGGACCCUGGCUGCAACUCCCUCCAGAAGUCCUCGAGUCGCUCGCCCAUAGCAAUUAUCUCUCCCCUCGUCCACACCCCAUUGAUCCCGCCGUCUUUUACGACCUCGUCAAGAUCCGCAAGGCGGUCGACGAGGCGACCAAUCUCGCUGUGCGCGCCACCUCUGGCCUGACCUCGGCCGCCCUCAGCAACAGCCUCAAUGGCGGCAAUAGCAUGCUGGGCGGUGCGGCCGCGCUGGGCAUAGGCUACGGGGCAGGGGGCACGUCGAAACUGAGUAGGGAGCGGAAACAUCGUAUGAGAGAACUGGCGACGAACAAACUCAGCCAAGCAUAUCAUCUCGAUGAGAUCGCGGCCAGUGUUGCGACCAUGCAGAGCGCAAGCACGCUCGAGGACGUGGCGCACUUGGUGCUGCAGCGCGAGCCGACCAACGUGGAUGCCAAGUACGUCCAUUUCUUCCACGAGAAGAUUCCCAGUCGAAUGAUGGCACAGUGUACGCCCCUCGACACGUUGAACGAUAUCAUCGCAGAGCGGCCCAACGACGGCAGUCCGCUGCGCACGCGCGCGUUGACCAGGAUAUUCAAGGACGACUAUGUAAACUCUGCAAAAGAUCUGAGCGAAGCCCUGAGCACAGCGCGGUACAUGAUGGCACAACAUAGAGCGGGAAAGGACCAGUUAGUCUUAGCAAAGACACUGCAAGAGCAAUAUGGAAGAGAUUGGAGACAAGAAGUUAAGAUACCCGACGAAGACCAACCCAAUUCACUCGAGACCCAAUUACUUUUUCAUCGUGCCGGCGUCUACUUCACCAUAGCAUGCAGUCAUGUUCAUGCAGCCCUAGAUGGUCUCCAGGAAGCCGAGGAAGCAAAGGCGCGGCGAGACGCCAUGAUUGCAGAGGGCAAAGACCCAGAUCCCAUGACACCAGAAGAAGCGCAUGCAAACCAUCUCCGUCUCGAAGCACGCAAACAAGUCCGACAGAACGCCAAACGCGCUCUUCGUGAUUACCUCGCCUUUUUAUCGCAUUUCGACUACACACCUGGUGUUUCCGCAGAGGUGGCUGAAGAAUUCUUGCGGAGGUUAAACGAUUCAGCAAACGGCAGUAAGAAUGGCUAUGGAAACAGUAAAACUAAACCAAACAUGAACCGACUAAUAGAAGAAACAAACGGUAACGCAUCACCGCCCAUGUCCGAAGCGCUCGUUCCCCAUCGUGGCGGUUUGACAAAGUCAAAUUCCGACCGCGCAUCAUGGGCAAAACUGCCUCCACCAGAAAUCUUCAAAGUAUCCCAACUCUUCGAUGCCGCACCCCCAGCUUCGUUACCGCCAUAUCCAGCAUCUAGACCUCCAUCAGCAGCCGAAUCUGCUGCUGCAGCUGCUGCAACUGCAUUCGCCGACAGCCAUGAAAGCAUUACCUACCACCCCCUUAUCACCGACGCCCUACACUCUCUCCUCCUUUGUCACGCGCUCAUCCAAACACCACCAAAAGAACACCUUCGGCAUGCUCACAACGCCGCACGUCUCGCCCGCGUCUGCGACGGCUACCCCAUUUUCCUCGCCGCCCGCUCACCCGCGCGCGCCGACUGGAUCGAAGUGCUCCGACGAGCAGGAAACUGGAUUGGACUCUCCACCUCAUGGGAAAACUUAUGCCGUCCUGCUCCCCUCCCAACCCACCACUACAACACAAAUAACGGCACCAGCUCCAAAAACGGCACCACCACAACAGCAGACCUCUACACCAAAGCCAGCACAACUCCACCGCCCGAAACCCCCGCCCAACGGCGCGAACGCCAAAAACACGAAGCCAUCCUCGAAGCCCUGGCUGAUGAGCGAGUCGUAGACGAAGAAUCAUUCCAGCGCGCCGUCCGCGCCCGCGAGCGCCGCAACCGCGAAGACGAGGAGUUGGAAGCGAAACAAAACGGAAUCAGGAACGGAGAUGCAGAUGCGGAUGGAUACCCCAUUACCCACUCCUCCCCUUCUCCUUCUCCUCCGCCUCCACCACCGCCACCACCGCCGAAACGUUGGGCCCAGGAUGACGGGAGGGAAUACCCGAUUUCCACGGAGCGCGCUGAGGCGAUUAGUCGCUGGGUUAGGGAUGCGCCGCCGGUUGGGGAUGCGAGUGCGGGGGGCGCAGGAGGAGUUAGGAAGAAAAGGGCAAAGGGGAAGGCGAGGAAAGGCGGGGUUAGUAGGGUUGGUGUUGAGAGUUUGCGCGAAGGGGUUGAAGGGUUGGGAGUAAGGGAAAGAAGGGAGGAGGAGGUUGACUAGAUGGGAUUAUCCCCCUUUGGUUCUUAUUCGACCGCGUCACUAGAUAGGGAAUUGGAAGAGGGAGGUUUCGGGUAUAAUAUUUAUCUAGUAGACUGUGUUGAUGAAAGGGACCUAUGAUGGGAUUUUUUUCUGAGUCUGCAUUGGAGAAUCUUGUACAGUUGGGCCAUCAUUCAUGCUAUUAAUCGUGAGUAGCUACUCAUCAGCUACUCAUCGUUCAGGUCCCAGAGGCUUUUUUUUCAACUCUCGUCAUUCAUACCCAUGAAUGC